This is a messenger RNA of Medicago truncatula (barrel medic), 2394 nucleotides long. RefSeq names its product BTB/POZ domain-containing protein At5g48800. Lineage: Eukaryota; Viridiplantae; Streptophyta; Magnoliopsida; Fabales; Fabaceae. The transcript has 4 exons. The record is from RefSeq and is a predicted model, not a curated record. Bases 229 to 2082 code for a protein of 617 amino acids. Gene Ontology annotation, molecular function: protein binding.
UUGGACAAUUGCAAUCUAUGCAUUAAGCACAACCUGUUCAAUGAAAAUGGCUAAAGAACUACCACAACAGCAACAUCUUCAACUUGGUUACUGUCUCUUUCACCACUUCACUACUACUACUACUACCUUAAACUCACUACUAUUACUUUCUUUACUUUUCUCUUUCCAUUUACAUUCUCCUGUUCUGUCUCACAACACAAGUUUCUGUGUUUUUUCUCACUCUCUAAUAUGGACCGUACUACUGACAAGCAUCAGCAACAGCACCAACAGCAGUUGUCUUUGGCAAAGAAUGUCAGGCAAAGAUACAAUGAAUGGAUUUUUCGCGAUGUACCUAGUGAUAUAACUAUAGAAGUGUGUGGAGUAACAUUUUCAUUACAUAAGUUUCCUCUCGUUUCUCGAAGUGGUAGAAUUCGGAGGCUAGUUGCAGAACAUAGAGAUUCUGAUAUCUCAAGAGUUGAGUUUCUUAAUCUACCAGGAGGUGCUGAAUGCUUUGAAUUGGCUGCAAAAUUUUGUUAUGGUAUUAACUUUGAGAUUACAUCCUCAAAUGUUGCACAGCUAUGUUGUGUUUCCGAUUACCUCGAAAUGACCGAUGAUUUCUCAAAAGAUAAUCUCAGUUCGAGGGCCGAGGAAUAUCUAGAUUGUAUUGUCUGCAAGAAUCUGGAAAUGUGUGUUGGAGUCUUGCAACAAUGUGAAAGCCUAAUUCCUCUAGCCGAUGAGCUGAAAAUAGUUACUCGUUGCAUCGACGCAAUAGCAUCGAAAACUUGUGCAGAACAAAUAGCUUCUAGUUUCUCAAGAUUAGAGUAUAGCAGCUCAGGUAGGUUGCACAUGAGCAGACAAGCCAAAUGUGAUGGUGAUUGGUGGAUAGAAGAUAUUUCGGUAUUAAGAAUCGACAUGUAUCAACGAGUCAUAACAGCGAUGAAGUGUCGUGGAGUUCGGCCAGAAAGUAUCGGUGCUUCCCUUGUGAACUACGCAGAGAAAGAAUUGACAAAGAAAUCAAGUUUGUGGAAUCAAUCUAACCAGAAUAAAACUGAUUCAAAUUCAACUUUGCAUGAAAAGCUUGUGGUUGAGACUAUUGUAAGCCUUUUGCCUGUUGAGAAACUUGUCGUUCCAAUUAAUUUCCUUUUCGGGCUGCUGCGAAGCGCGGUGAUGCUUGAUUGCGCAAUUUCUUCUAGACUUGACUUGGAAAGAAGGAUUGGAUCACAGUUGGAUCUAUCCACACUCGAUGAUAUUUUGAUUCCAUCUUUCAAGCAUUCAGGUGAUACCUUAUUUGAUGUUGACACAGUUCAUAGACUUUUAGUAAACUUCUGUCAGCAGGAAGAUAGUGAUGACGAUUUAGAAGAUGGUUCUCUUUUUGAAUCCGAUAGCCCUCGCUCGCCCUCACAAACUUCGUUAGUUAAGGUGUCGAAAUUAGUGGACAAUUACCUUGCUGAAAUUGCUCCUGAUGCAAACUUGAAGCUUUCUAAGUUUUUGGUCAUUGCAGAAACAUUGCCAGCACAUGCGCGCACCGUUCAUGACGGUUUAUAUCGAGCCAUCGAUAUUUAUUUAAAAGCUCAUCAAGGGUUGUCGGAUUUGGACAAGAAGAAACUAUGCAAAUUAAUUGAUUUUCAAAAGCUUACUCAAGAAGCCGGAGCACAUGCUGCGCAAAACGAGCGCCUUCCUCUACAAUCAAUAGUGCAAGUUCUAUAUUUUGAACAACUAAAGCUAAGAAAUUCAUUGUCCACCACCGGGGACGAUGACAUCAAACCAAUGCAUGCGUCAUGGCGCAUAAGUAGCGGUGCACUAAGUGCGGCAAUGUCUCCACGCGAUAACUACGCAUCACUAAGGCGCGAAAAUCGUGAGCUGAAACUCGAGUUGGCCCGACUAAGAAUGAGACUAAAUGAUCUAGAGAGGGAACAUGUUUGCAUGAAGAGGGAUAUGGCAAAGUCCGGAUCACGUAAAUUUAUGAGUUCUUUUUCGAAAAAAAUUAGUAAGCUUAGUCUCUUUGGACAACAUAGCUCCUCUAGAGAAACAAGUUCUCCAUCUAGGAAUUCUCAUAGAACAGAUUCAAAGGUUAUUGAGAGAACUUGUGCUAGCACUGAAUAGGUAAAUGUUUAGCUAGCUUCAAUUUUUCUCUUGUUUUUAUCCCUUAAGUGGACUCACUUGGUAAUUGUAAGUUAUGCUCAUGGGGACAUAAUCACUUCAUUUUUCCUUAUCUUUGUUCCUUUUAGAAACCCAUGUGUUAGAAUAUGUUCCGACCUCAAGUCUGCUUUGGGUCUUGCGUAAGCCUUUAAAGACGCCUCAAUGGAUAGAAGAGUGUCCGUGUUUAAAACUAUCUUUAUCCUCGAUUUCCAAGCAAAGUAAGACUUUUUGGUGUAUCAAAAUAGUAUAUUUCUAGUAGACUUUUUGGUCAUUGCA